This is a messenger RNA of Coccidioides immitis RS, 1011 nucleotides long. RefSeq lists its product as uncharacterized. The coding region runs from base 19 to 495 and encodes 158 amino acids. The record is from RefSeq and is a predicted model, not a curated record. NCBI's taxonomy places the organism in Eukaryota, Fungi, Ascomycota, Eurotiomycetes, Onygenales, Onygenaceae. The transcript has a single exon.
CGCGGCAUUCUUUUUAAGAUGAUGAUGGCCCAGUAUGGCUAUACUUUUGUCCGAAAGGGAACCAUCAGAGGGCUGAUGUCUCAUCUUCAACAUAAGGCCAAGGUGUAUGACUAUCUCAGCAAGCUCCAAGGGAACCUGAUUCCAGUGUGCCUGGGAAGUGUCAACCUGAGACAACCAUUCAUCACGGAUGGCCUGGACCUUAUCGUCCACUACCUACUGCUCUCUUGGGCUGGGGACAGCCUGGACAGCUUGGAAGAUUUCAAUUUCGAUUUCCACCGGGAGACCAGAAAGCUCCAGAAAGAGUUGCUUCGAUAUGGUGUGGUCCACGGUGAUGUUCGCCGGCCAAAUCUUACUUGGAGUGCGGAGUUAUCACGGCUGAUGUUGAUCGACUUUGACCAAGCACGGCUGGAGAGGAAAAGACCGUUAAUCGGGUUGUCGUCGAAAGCCAACCACCGCCCUACUGUGAAACGGAGGCAACUUGCUUUCCCAAUAUAAAGAUUCAGCUCCCCAGCGGUCGAAGGAUAAUCCACGCCCGUAAUACGGCCGCGAUGUAUUGGGAUAAGCCUGGGGCGCAGAGAGGACACUUUUCCGCCCUUUCUCGCGCUACCAAUACUGCCAGGAGAUGAUGAAGCUUUGUUGCCAGAAUAUGUUACUAAGCAGCAACGAAACCAACGUUGCUUGCUGAAACUGGGCUGUAAUGACUCUGGGUGACGGACCGGCCUGUUUAACUGAGCUGUUUCCUUCCUGAUUAUAGUUUAAUGUGGAGCUUCCUUGCUUCCAGGUUUGGAGUUCACGUUGGAGGAGUUGCAGGGAACCUUCUGAAUGCAGCAGGGGACAAUAUAAGCUUCGUAUGAGCUUUAUAGCUAUGGUUCGUUACAAGUCUAGAGUACUCUUCUGUUGACGACGCUGCCUUUCUUUCUCCCAAAGUUUCCUUUCUUCCUCUACAUCACCAAUUUGCCCGAGUAUCCCUGAACAGUGCUCUAGUAAGAUGAAAACAGUUUUCGUGUCGGG